Castor canadensis (American beaver) is the source of this 1012-nucleotide messenger RNA. NCBI's taxonomy places the organism in Eukaryota, Metazoa, Chordata, Mammalia, Rodentia, Castoridae. The record is from RefSeq and is a predicted model, not a curated record.
AGUUAGGGUGUUUGGUAGGUUUGCUAUUAGAAUUACCUCUCCUUAGUGGUGAGACUAGUAAGGUAGAAAUCUUGAUGAUAGGGAGAUUUGCGCAGGAUCGAAAGACUGUACUCAAUUUUGAAUUAAGAAUUACAGCGUUUUAGCCACCUGGAGUGUAAGCGGUUUAGGAUCUCUGUCUCACGAAGUCUAAGUUCACGAACAAGCAAGUGUAAAUGCAAAAUCAGAAAAGUUUAUUUAGCGAAAGAAUGAAAGCUCCGUGGGAAAAAGAUGUGUACAUCAUGGGUUCUUGUCACUUAGUUUGUGAAGAUUCAUUUCUCCGUGUAGGAGAACUAGCUUAAUUGUUUAUGCUAGUUAGGCGUUGAGCAUGUAUACUUUUUUAUUGGUUCAGUAAUGUGUUUGAGGUGGGGCUCGCUAGCAGGGUAGCAAGCGUGAAGGCUCGGCUCUCAAUCAGGUCCGCCGUCCCGCCGUUUUUUUCUUUGGUUAGAGAUCAAAAGGUUGUCUGUAGUUUGCUAAAAUGUCUGGACGUGGAAAACAAGGUGGCAAAGCCCGUGCUAAAGCUAAGACGCGCUCCUCAAGGGCUGGUCUCCAGUUUCCCGUGGGCCGUGUCCACCGCCUGCUCCGGAAAGGCAACUAUUCCGAGCGGGUCGGAGCCGGCGCCCCGGUGUACCUGGCGGCGGUGCUGGAGUACCUGACCGCCGAGAUCCUGGAGCUGGCGGGCAACGCGGCCAGGGACAACAAGAAGACCCGCAUCAUCCCGCGCCACCUUCAGCUGGCCAUCCGCAACGACGAAGAACUCAACAAGCUUCUCGGCAAAGUCACCAUCGCCCAGGGUGGUGUGCUGCCCAACAUCCAGGCUGUGCUGCUGCCCAAGAAGACCGAGAGCCACCACAAAGCCAAGGGCAAGUAAAGUGGAAAAAAUACUUUUUAAACAAAGGCUCUUUUCAGAGCCACCCACGUAUUCAUUAAAAGAGCCUGUAUUUUCCCUAGUUUUGUUAGAAACUUAGCAUUUUCU